Scophthalmus maximus (turbot) is the source of this 1500-nucleotide messenger RNA. Its product is annotated as keratin, type I cytoskeletal 13. Lineage: Eukaryota; Metazoa; Chordata; Actinopteri; Pleuronectiformes; Scophthalmidae. Gene Ontology annotation, molecular function: structural molecule activity. The coding region runs from base 64 to 1368 and encodes 434 amino acids. The record is from RefSeq and is a predicted model, not a curated record. The transcript has 8 exons.
AAGCGUCUCCUCACUUCUCUCUGCUCCCUCCGACCAGCUGACUCCUCCAUCAUCAUCACCACCAUGACCACACUCAUGUUCUCCUCUGGCAGCAGCCCACUGGUCCGAACGUCACUCGGCGGCAUGAGCUCCUUCAGCAUGAUGGGCGGAGCAGGAGGCUACGGUGCCAGGGUCUCCAGGGCCAGCAAGAGCUUCUCCGCCUACGGUGGUGGAGCAGGAGCAGGAUUCGGUGGAGGUUCAGUUUUUGGUGGAGGUUCAGGAUUCGGUGGUGGAGCAGGAGGAGCGGCGGUCAAUGAGAGCGUCAUCGGCAACGAGAAGUUCACCAUGCAGAACCUGAACGACCGCCUGGCCUCCUACCUGGCCAAGGUGGCGGCGCUGGAGAAGGCCAACGGAGAGCUGGAGCUGAAGAUCAGGGAGUUUGUGGAGAGCAAGGUCGGCCCCACCACCCGGGACUACAGAGCCUUCUUCAGCACCAUCGCUGAGCUGCAGGGCAAGAUCCAAGAAGCCGUCCUCACCCUAGGAAGCGUGACGCUGAGUGUGGACAACGCCCAGUUGGCUGUGGACGACUUCAGGCUCAAGUUUGAGAACGAGCUGUCGAUGCGUCAGUCGGUCGAGGCCGACAUCUCCGGAUUGAAGGUUAUGCUCGGGGAGCUGGGCGUCGCCAAGAGCGACCUCAGUAUGCAGAUCGACUGUCUGAGGGAGGAGCUGACGUCGAUGAAGACCAACCACGGGGAGGACCUGGGGGCGAUGCGGAGCCAGAUGAGCGGUCAGGUGACGGUGGAGGUGGACGCCGCUCCGCAGGACGACCUCACCAGGGUGAUGGAGGACAUCAGGGAACACUACGAGGGCGUCGCCGCCAAGAGCCGCAAAGACCUGGAGGCCUGGUUCAAGACCAAGUCGGAGACCCUCACCAAGGAGCUGGAGUCUCAGGAGGUGACGUUGAAGUCGUCCACGUCGGAGGUGAAGGAGGUGAAGUCUCAUCUUCAGGGUCUGGAGAUCGAGCUGCAGUCUCAACUCAGCAUGAAGGCGUCUCUUGAAGCCACACUUUCUGAAAUCCAGAGCCGCUACGGGAUGCAGAUGAACGGAUUCCAGAUGCAGGUGACGAUGCUGGAGGAGCAGCUGGUGUCGCUGAACGCCGACAUAGAGCGACAGUCCCAAGAAUAUCAGAGGCUUCUGGACAUCAAGACCAGACUGGAGAUGGAGAUCGCCGAGUACAGGAGGCUGCUGGACGGAGAGGCGGCCGGCAGCGCCAGCAGCAGCUCCUCCUCCUCCACGAACAAGACGAUCAAGAUGGUGGUGGUGACGGAGGAGAUGGUUGAUGGGAAGGUGGUGUCCACCUCGUCUUCAUCGUCCCUCCAGACCAGCUGAGCUGCAUCCUCAUCGUCAUUGACGUGACAUGGACCAAUACAAACACACUGUGAAGCUCCGCCCCCUGCUCACAAUGAUGUUUAGGGAAGGCAUCAGAUUUACAUGAAAAUUAAAAAAAAAUCUGAAUCCUGA